This is a messenger RNA of Erinaceus europaeus (western European hedgehog), 1175 nucleotides long. RefSeq names its product STIP1 homology and U-box containing protein 1 (gene STUB1). NCBI's taxonomy places the organism in Eukaryota, Metazoa, Chordata, Mammalia, Eulipotyphla, Erinaceidae. Gene Ontology annotation, biological process: protein quality control for misfolded or incompletely synthesized proteins; positive regulation of proteolysis; proteasome-mediated ubiquitin-dependent protein catabolic process. Gene Ontology annotation, molecular function: protein-folding chaperone binding; ubiquitin protein ligase activity. The record is from RefSeq and is a predicted model, not a curated record. The coding region runs from base 1 to 909 and encodes 302 amino acids. Gene Ontology annotation, cellular component: Z disc; cytoplasm. The transcript is spliced from 7 exons.
AUGAAGGGCAAGGAGGAGAAGGAGGGCGGCGCGCGGCUGGGCGGCGGUGGCAGCCCCGACAAAAGCCCGAGUGCGCAAGAGCUCAAGGAGCAGGGCAACCGGCUCUUCGUGGGUCGCAAGUACCCGGAGGCGGCGGCCUGCUAUGGCCGCGCCAUCACCCGAAACCCCCUGGUGGCCGUGUACUACACCAACCGCGCGCUGUGCUACCUGAAGAUGCAGCAGCACGAGCAGGCCCUGGCGGACUGCCGGCGCGCCCUGGAGCUGGACGGCCAGUCCGUGAAGGCGCACUUCUUCCUGGGGCAGUGCCAGCUAGAGAUGGAGAACUACGACGAGGCCAUCGCCAACCUGCAGCGAGCUUACAACCUGGCCAAGGAGCAGCGCCUCAACUUCGGGGACGACAUCCCCAGUGCCUUGCGCAUUGCCAAGAAGAAGCGCUGGAACAGCAUCGAGGAGCGCCGCAUCCACCAGGAGAACGAGCUGCACGCCUACCUCACGCGCCUCAUCGUGGCGGAGCGUGAGAGGGAGCUCGAGGAGUGCCAGCGGAGUUGCGAGGGUGACGAGGAUGAGGGCCAGGCACGGGCCCAGCAGGCCUGCAUCGAGGCCAAGCACGACAAGUACUUGGCAGACAUGGACGAGCUCUUCUCCCAGGUAGAUGAGAAGAGAAAGAAGCGUGACAUCCCGGACUACCUGUGUGGCAAGAUCAGCUUUGAGCUGAUGCGGGAGCCCUGCAUCACGCCCAGCGGCAUCACCUACGACCGCAAGGACAUUGAAGAGCAUCUGCAGCGCGUGGGCCACUUUGACCCUGUGACCCGGAGCCCCCUGACCCAGGAACAGCUCAUCCCCAACUUGGCCAUGAAAGAGGUCAUCGAUGCCUUCAUCUCAGAGAACGGUUGGGUGGAGGACUACUGAGCUGGGCAUGUGGAGGGCCAGUUCCCUCACCUGGCCCUGGCCCAGGCCCAACAGGUGUUGGGGCUACAGCUCUCAGCCGUAAACACAUAGUCUGUGUUCCUGGAUUCCUGCCCUAUGUCCCUACCCCACCUUUAGGGGGUAACCAGUUUUGCUGCGGGGCCACCAACCAGCCUUGUCCCCUUUCUGGGCAAGAAACAGCAGCCAAGAGUGAGUUGGGCCGAGGCUUCUGCUGUCACCGCUGUCCCAAAUAAAACCUGUGAGCGCUG